Messenger RNA from Aphanomyces invadans, 1463 nucleotides. RefSeq lists its product as hypothetical. NCBI's taxonomy places the organism in Eukaryota, Oomycota, Saprolegniomycetes, Saprolegniales, Verrucalvaceae. The transcript has 5 exons. The record is from RefSeq and is a predicted model, not a curated record. Gene Ontology annotation, biological process: SCF-dependent proteasomal ubiquitin-dependent protein catabolic process. Gene Ontology annotation, molecular function: protein binding. Gene Ontology annotation, cellular component: SCF ubiquitin ligase complex. The coding region runs from base 31 to 1449 and encodes 472 amino acids.
CGCAAUUUGAAAGGUCACGCGAUCUCAGAAAUGCAACCGAACGAGGCGGCGGCGCUCAUUCCGCUGGACGUGUUGUACAGCGCGUGCUUUGGUUAUGUGAACGUGAAGGAGCGGUGGCAAAGCCUCGCGCUGGUGUCGCGAGCAUGGCGGGUGGCUGCUCUGGCGUCAGUGAAGGCGCUGCGUCACUUGGAUUUGACUUGGUGUCGUGGGGAAGACCAGCUCGAACAUGCGGUUCGCAUGCUGUUGAUGCCGUUGGCAGAUGAUGGCCACAAGACCCUAUGGACUGCGUUUACUCGCGUCCAAUUAACGUCUAUUCGUCUGUAUGGACCUCGCGUGACCAAGGCAACCCUGUCGGGACUGCUCUGUGGCGUAGACCCCCUUCAGUUCCACUGCAUCGUCCUCGAGAGCAAGCAGGCCGACGCUCCAGAGUUCCUCCUUCUCACGCAAUGCCGCCGUCUCCGCACGCUGCAUUUGAACUGCAUCAAACUGACUGACAACGACCUGGUCCAGGUUGCGAUGGCGUGCCCUGAUUUGGAGGACGUCGGUGUUGCCGGGUGCUCUCGCAUUGGCGACCAAAGCCUUGUGGCCAUCGCGAUGCACUGCCCUAAGCUACAAGUGCUCGAUGUGUCCAUGUGCAUUCGAAUCACCGACCACGGGGUGCAUGCGCUGGCAUUGCACCCUCCCACAUUCACGUCCAUUUCAAUCAACAAGUGUCUCAAGGUAUCGGACGCUUCGGUGGCCCAUCUUUUGCACAAGCAGCACAAUUUGACACACUUGUCAGUGGCCAACUGCCCGAGACUGCACCAUGCCCUGCUCGUCGCGCCUCCACAAGGCGUUCCAUCGCGCUUGGUUCACGCCAACUUGAUGGGCUGUGCCGCCAUCGACGACACGCCGCUGCCUAGUGAAACAAUGGGCAGCUUCAGUAGAUUCCUGCACCAACACAGCAAAACACUCACGCAUCUCGACCUGACCGGACUGAUCCAUUUGCCGUCAACGUCGCUCCAACGGCUUGCAAUGUGCGACCAACUCGUGUCACUCAACCUGUCCAUGUGCCGCACCGUGUCGGAUGCGGAUGUUGCCGUCCUUGCUGCCGGGUGUCCUCGCCUGGAGGAUUUGUCCGUCCAAGGAUGUGUUCACCUUACAGACGCGGCGCUGGUGGCCCUGGCGUCGCACUGCCACGACCUGCAGCGACUCUCGCUCGUGUUUUGCUACAACAUCACCGAUCACGGAUUCUGUGCCCUUGUCAAGCGCUGCCUCAAGCUGACCCAUCUAAACGUGAAAGCGUGCAACUCGCUCCACGAAGUGUCGUUUGCGACCCUGGCAGGACGACCAAGUCCCGUGGCGCUGGCGAAUCUCGUCAUUGGGGCAUGCGCCAACUUGGCGACCACGGCCAAGUACGCAAGUAUGAUCAAGCAGGCAUAUCCCCGCUGUAUUGUCAUGUGGACUUAAUGAGAUUCGAUGGG